Molecule: messenger RNA, 1529 nt
Organism: Balaenoptera ricei (Rice's whale)
Lineage: Eukaryota; Metazoa; Chordata; Mammalia; Artiodactyla; Balaenopteridae
Product: adiponectin receptor protein 2-like
Biological process (GO): adiponectin-activated signaling pathway
Cellular component (GO): plasma membrane
Molecular function (GO): signaling receptor activity
Source: RefSeq, a predicted model, not a curated record
AACUCUGAAAUUUAGAACUCAGUGGAUAGGUUUAACAGCAGUUUGGAUAUAUCAAUAGCCAAGACGUGUGAACUAGAAGACAGAUCGAUAGAAAAUACCCACAUUGAAAUGGAGAGACCCAAGAAUCAGGGGAUGAAAACUGAUAAGAAUAUAAACCAUGAUGCUGGGUCGCGGUGGCAGCAGCAGGCAGCCCCUCCGCUCGUUUGGGGUCCCGGCAGCCGCGGUUCCGAGGAGCCCGAGAUGCGUGGCAAGGCAGCAGCGAGCUCUGGGUCAACUCACUAUCCUAAAAGUCCAUCCUCCCAAGAAGAAGGAACAGAAAGACCUCUUUGUAAGAAAGGCGCAGGUAUCCCAUGAACAAGACAGCAGAAAACCGACUGGAGUACAGCAGGACUCCAGAGCCAGAUAUAAUGCUCAGAAAAGGGCACCAACUUGAUGGUACAAGGAGAGGUGACCAUGACAUCCACCAAGGAGAUUUGGAGCCUCUUGAAGAGGCAUCUGUCCUUUCUUCCUAUCAUAAAAAAUGCUUGGAGGAACGUCGCUACGAUGAUGGAGCAUCUCAGGAGGAAGAGGGGUUUAUGGGCAUGUCCCCCCUCUUACAAGCCCACCACGCCAUGGAGAGAAUGGAAGAGUUUGUGUGUAAGGUCUGGGGAGGUCGGUGGCAAGUAAUGCCUCAUGAUGUGCUACCCGACUGGCUCAGGGAUAACAACUUCCUCUUGCAUGGACACCGGCCCCCUAUGCCUUCUUUCCGGGCCUGUUUUAAGAGCAUUUUCAGAAUACACACUGAGACAGGCAACAUCUGGCCACAUCUCUUAGGUUGUGUAUUCUUCCUGUGCCUGGGGUUCUUUUAUAUGUUUCGUCCAAACAUCUCCUUUGUGGCCCCCCUGCAAGAGAAGGUGGUCUUUGGAUUAUUCUUCUUGGGGACCAUUCUCUGCCUUUCUUUUUCGUGGCUGUUCCACACAGUCUGCUGCCACUCAGAAGGGGUCUCCCGUCUCUUCUCUAAACUGGAUUACUCUGGUAUUGCUCUUCUGAUGAUGGGAAGCUUUGUGCCUUGGUUUUAUUAUUCUUUCUACUGUAACGCACAACCGUGCUUCAUCUACUUGAUUGUCAUCUGUGUGCUGGGCAUCGCAGCCAUUAUCGUCUCCCAGUGGGACAUGUUCGCUACCCCGCAGUAUCGGGGGGUGAGAGCAGGCGUGUUCUUGGGCCUUGGCCUGAGUGGCAUCAUUCCCACCUUGCAUUAUGUCGUCUCGGAGGGCUUCCUGAAGGCCGCCACCAUAAGGCAGAUCGGCUGGUUGAUGCUGAUGGCCACCAGCCUGUAUAUCACAGGAGCAGCCCUGUACGCUGCCCGCAUCCCCGAGCACUUCUUUCCCGGCAAGUAUGACAUCUGGUUUCACUCCCAUCAGCUCUUCCACAUCUUCGUGGUGGCUGGCGCUUUCGUUCACUUCCACCGUGUCUCGAACCUCCAGGAGUUCCGCUUCAUGAUCGGCGGAGGCUGCAGUGAACAAGAUGCACUGUGAUACCUGCCGGUGGCC